This is a messenger RNA of Ruditapes philippinarum (Manila clam), 1359 nucleotides long. Its product is annotated as trafficking protein particle complex subunit 4-like. Lineage: Eukaryota; Metazoa; Mollusca; Bivalvia; Venerida; Veneridae. Gene Ontology annotation, cellular component: TRAPP complex. The record is from RefSeq and is a predicted model, not a curated record. Gene Ontology annotation, biological process: endoplasmic reticulum to Golgi vesicle-mediated transport.
UUGGUCAUACACUGUUGUCAAUCAAUGGUAUCCCUGCAGAGGGAAAGUACCUACAAGAUGGAAGAGAUAUACUGGAGGUUCUAUCUGCCGAGGAAAACUUUCCUAUCAGUAUUAAGUUUGGAAGACCAAAGUUAACAACCAACGAGAGGAUUAUGUUAGCUAGCAUGUUUCAUUCAUUAUUUGCAAUUGGUUCCCAGCUUUCUCCAGAACAGAGGUCUUCUGGGAUAGAGUCUUUGGAAACAGAUUCAUUUAAACUUCAUUGUAUGCAGACUAUGACAGGAUUAAAGUUUAUUGUUAUAUCUGAUCCGAGACAAGCUGCUGUAGAUAUUUUAUUGAAGAAAUUAUAUGAAGUUUAUGCUGAUUUUGCUUUGAAGAAUCCAUUCUACUCAUUGGAUAUGCCUAUAAGAUGUGAUUUGUUUGAUACAAACUUACAGUCAUCAAUAGAACAAGCAGAAAAAUUGGGGAUCAGUAAUGUUUGAAGGGAAACAACUCUUGUAUGAACUUAGUUACAUGUAAUUGAAGGCAAAGUGGACUAAAAUGUCAUAGUGUAUUUUGUCUAGUUGUGUGAUAUAACAUACAAGCAUCAUAAAAAUGUUGCGCCUCCUACUGCUUUAUGUUUAAAAUACAUUUGUUUAUGUUUAAUUUAAUUUCAUUCAAACUUUUGUACUUGGUAAAUAAUCAUGGAAUCUUAACUAUGUCUAAAGUUCUUGAAACAUUUUUCGGGAGAAAAAAGUGAUCCAUACAUGUGGACUCCCCCACUUUCAAAAUAAGGGUUUUUUUCACAAAUUAAAGAAAUCUUCCUCUUUUUCGAUGUCUGAAAUUUUUUUAUUGCAAAUCUAAAAUCUCCCUCUCUUUGAAGAAAAAUCUCCCACUUGAUCAUAGAAAAGUUCACUUGUAUGGUGAUCAAUUUUUGAAUAUUUUUUGAUAUGGUUUUCUAAGGUGUGAGGUAUAAAGAAUGUGGCAUGAGUUGUCUGUUUAUAUGAAGUUUUAUUAAACAGGUUCAAGAAAUUGUCAUAAAGCAAGUGUUUCCAAGCUUGAUAACAUUUAUUUCUAUAAGUUUAAUAGAAAUUUUAUAUAAUAUGAAAGCAAAAAUGAGAUUCUUUUUUAUAGCAUGACUAAAUGCAUUGGAAUACAUAAAAAUAUACCUGUUUUGAUGUUUUAUUCACACUUUUUAUGCCAUUCUUUUGAUGAAAUAUACAGGUUGAAAUGAUGUUAUGACAAUGGGUAAUAUAAAGACAUACAAUAUGGCUUUAUAACAUGAAAAAACAAGCAAUGUCAUGUAAUAGACAAUUAUCUUGAAACACUGUUAAUAGAUACAAGUGUGUAAAAUGCUCACUUCUAUUUAAAAUCAGAAAUCAA